AUGGCAUUGCAUCCAGCGCCGCCCGCUCAGGGUGGAUCCGACGAUCCACGCGUCUUUCUCGACCGUUUAUCGGGCAACUGGCGUUACGAAGACGACCAAGGCGACGAGUGGGAAUGGCAACCCUUCGUCCAGCUCGCCCGACCCGCUGUGGAUCAGGGCGAGGUGGAAGACGAUGCGCCGUCCACCAACACUGCUCCCACCGCAUCCACAUCCACCCAGCCCACAGGGCACUGGGUCAAGGUGCUCGACGACGACCUCGUCCGGGCGCAGCAGGCGGCCUACUCGGUGGACGGCGUGGACGAGUCGCAGCCCGCACAGCCGGUGCUGCGCCGCACAAAGAAGCGCGCCGCCUCGCCAUCCGAUCCAAAUUCUUCCAGCUCGACGAGCGCCCUGCCGCCAUCCAAGCGUCCCAAGCCAAUCACAUCGCUCUACGUCUCGGGGCUGCCGCUCGAUGCUACGGCCGACGAGAUUGCACGUGUCUUUUCGCGCUACGGCGUGCUGCUCGAAGACGACCAGGGCAAGCCGAGGGUCAAGAUGUACCACGACGACAAGACGGGCAUGUUCAGGGGCGAGGCGCUCGUCGUCUACUUCAAGCCAGAAAGCGUCGAGCUGGCGAUCAACAUGCUUGACGAAACCAACAUGCGCGCAGCCAUUGGUCAAACGUCUUCCAGUGGGCCCAUGAUGCGAGUCCAGCGCGCUCAGUUUCCAACCGAAACUCCAUCCGAGACAAAGUCAAAACCGUCCGCAGAUGCGUCCACCAAAAGCGCACCAAACGGGCCAUCUGGGUCGGAAAAGACCGAGGCGGGCAAAGGCGCGCAGAGUGCGGGACAGCGACGUAAUCUCAGCGAGCAAGACCGCAAGAAGAUUGCCAAGCGAGUAGCGCGGCUCGAAAACAAGCUGUCGGACUGGCGCGAUGAUUCCGAAGACUCGGACGAUGCACAUCCGUCCACCACCACCGCAUCCAACACCAACUCGAGUUCCGACGCUGGGCGCAUCGUGGUGCUCACCAAGAUGUUUACGCUCUUUGAGCUCGAGCAGGACCCGACCCUUCUGCUCGACCUCAAGGACGACGUGCGGGAAGAGUGCACCGACAAAAUCGGUGGCGUCACCAAUGUCGUUCUAUGGGAUUUGGAGCCUGAAGGCAUCAUGACCGUUCGCUUCAGCAGCCCCGACCAGGCCCAAAAGUGCGUUCAGAUGAUGGAUGGCAGAUUCUUCGCCCAACGUCGCAUCAACGCCUUCAUCCUCAACGGCAAACCGCGAUUCCGCAAAUCAUCAAGUCAUGACGACGAAGACGACAAUCUCGCCAACCACAACUUCGCCCAGUGGCUCGAGAAAUCCACCUAA
Molecule: messenger RNA, 1344 nt
Organism: Moesziomyces antarcticus
Lineage: Eukaryota; Fungi; Basidiomycota; Ustilaginomycetes; Ustilaginales; Ustilaginaceae
Product: splicing factor u2af-associated protein 2
Exons: 1
Coding region: 1-1344 (447 amino acids)
Biological process (GO): mRNA splicing, via spliceosome
Cellular component (GO): U2-type spliceosomal complex; U2 snRNP
Molecular function (GO): RNA binding
Source: RefSeq, a predicted model, not a curated record